AUGACACACACUGGCGAAUAUACAGCGCCAAAAACACUGGAUACCGCGUUAGACUUACUCGAUAAGGAGGCAGUCGAGCUGGAUCGCAUCAUGGAUACUUUCGCUCUGGAACAUUUCCUGCUGGUAAAGCGGUUUGAAAGGGAUGCUCUGGCACGGAAAGAUCCUGAAGAGGUACGGAUGGUGCUUACUGAGCUGUUUUAA
Penicillium daleae is the source of this 201-nucleotide messenger RNA. RefSeq lists its product as uncharacterized. The coding region runs from base 1 to 201 and encodes 66 amino acids. The transcript has a single exon. NCBI's taxonomy places the organism in Eukaryota, Fungi, Ascomycota, Eurotiomycetes, Eurotiales, Aspergillaceae. The record is from RefSeq and is a predicted model, not a curated record.